AUGAAGGCCGCCCAAGCUAAAGCCGAGCAGUUACGCUCUGACACGGUGGAACCGGCGCAGGAGUCUCGACUCACGAGCGACUUCGGUACCAAGCAGUCCAACACCGACGACUGGCUUCGGGUCGCGAACGGCGAUAAGACAGGCCCCUCGCUGCUGGAGGAUGCUUUCGGUAGGGAAAAGAUUCACAGAUUCGAUCAUGAGCGCAUCCCCGAGCGUGUCGUCCAUGCCCGUGGCGCCGGAGCUCACGGCACCUUUCGUCUGUUUGAGUCCGCCAAGGACGUGACACACGCCGGCGUUUUGACCGACACCUCGAGAGAAACACCCGUCUUCGUCAGAUUUUCCACGGUUCUUGGAAGCAGAGGCUCAGCCGACACCGUCCGCGAUGUCCGUGGAUUUGCUGUCAAGAUGUACACCGAAGAAGGCAACUGGGACAUUGUCGGAAACAACAUCCCCAUCUUCUUCAUCCAGGAUGCGAUGAAGUUCCCCGAUCUCAUCCACGCGGGCAAGCCUGAGCCGGACAACGAGAUCCCUCAGGCGCAGUCGGCGCACAACAACUUCUGGGAUUUUAUGUUCAUGCACUCUGAAGCUACACACAUGUUCUUGUGGGGAAUGUCGGAUCGCGGAAUUCCCAGAUCCUACCGCAUGAUGCAGGGAUUUGGUGUCAACACCUAUACACUGGUCAAUGCCGAGGGCAAGCGCCAUUUCGUCAAGUUCCACUAUACACCAGAGCUCGGCGUGCACUCCCUUGUCUGGGAUGAGGCGCUCAAGAUCUGUGGCCAGGACCCCGACUUCCACCGCAAGGACUUGAUGGAGGCCAUUGAGAAUGGCGCGUUCCCCAAGUGGAAGUUUGGUAUCCAGACAAUCGCCGAGGGCGAGGAAGACCAGUUUGACUUUGAUGUCCUGGAUGCGACAAAGGUCUGGCCCGAGGACCUCGUUCCCAUCCGCUACAUCGGUGAGCUCGAGUUGAACCGCAAUGUCGAUGAGUACUUCACCGAGACGGAGCAAGUUGCAUUCUGCACGAGCCACAUCGUUCCCGGUGUCGGCUUCUCCGACGACCCCCUUCUGCAGGGCCGCAACUUUUCCUACUCUGAUACGCAGCUCAGCCGUCUGGGCGUCAACUGGCAGGAGCUGCCCAUCAACAAGCCUGUCUGCCCGAUGAUGAACUUUAACCGCGAUGGCGCUAUGCGACACCGCAUCACCAAGGGCAAGUUCAACUACUGGCCCAACCGAGGAGAGGUGCAGCCGCCGGCGGCGACCUCAGAGGGUGGCUAUCACGAUUUCCCUCAAAAGGUCAGCGGAAUCAAGGUGCGCGGCAAGAGCGAAAAAUUCAAGGACCACAUCUCCCAGGCGCAGCUGUUUUACAACUCGCUCAGCCCCAUUGAGAAGAAGCAUCUGCAGGCCGCUCUCUCAUUCGAGCUUGACCACUGCGACGACCCGGUCGUGUACACGCGUGUGACCAAGAGACUCGCCGAGAUUCACCCUGAGCUGGGAGAUAUGAUUGCGCAGAUGGUGGGCGGCCCUGCGCCACCGCAGCCCGAGAAGCAGAAUCAGGGCAAGAAGGCUCCUGGUCUCAGCCAGCUCGAGUACGUGCCCAAGAAUGUCACAAUAGAGUCGCGCAAGGUCGCCAUUUUGAUUGCCGACGGCUACGACGGCGUCGCAUUUGCGGCCAUGAUGGGUGCGCUGAAAGGUGCAGGGGCUAUUCCCGUGAUUCUUGGACCACGGCGCUCGACCAUUUAUGCCGCGGGCGAAGACCAACACAGCAGCUCCAACAAGGGCGUCGUGCCCGACCAUCACUUUGAAGGCCAACGCAGCACGCUCUUUGAUGCGCUCUUCAUUCCUGGCGGCGAGAACUCCAUCAAGCAGCUCACCAGCAAGGGUCGCGCUAUCCAAUACGUCCGAGAGGCUUUCGGCCAUCUCAAGACUGUCGCUGCUACGGGCGAGGGUGUGCGCAUGCUCGAGAAAGCGAUCCAGCUGGACCAGGUCAAGCUGUCAGAUGGCGCGGAAUCUGUCUCUAGCUACGGUGUCGUAUCGCUCGCGAAGCCCAGCCCCGAGAGCCUCGGCCAGGUCGUCAAGGCGGUCAAGAAUGCCAAGACCUUCCUGGACCAGUUUGUCUACGCAGUGAGCGAGCACCGAAACUGGGACCGUGAGCUUGAGGGAUUGGUAGACCUCGUUGCCUACUAA
Akanthomyces muscarius is the source of this 2181-nucleotide messenger RNA. RefSeq lists its product as uncharacterized. Gene Ontology annotation, cellular component: cytosol. The record is from RefSeq and is a predicted model, not a curated record. Gene Ontology annotation, biological process: hydrogen peroxide catabolic process; response to oxidative stress. The coding region runs from base 1 to 2181 and encodes 726 amino acids. The transcript is spliced from 2 exons. Gene Ontology annotation, molecular function: heme binding; catalase activity. NCBI's taxonomy places the organism in Eukaryota, Fungi, Ascomycota, Sordariomycetes, Hypocreales, Cordycipitaceae.